UGAAGCCAACAAUAGCUGUUUAGUUCCUUGUCGCAGCGCGGAAGUCUAAUUCAGUUUCAGAUUAUUUUUUGUGUGGACUCGAUGGUUUGUAAUGGCGAAUCUUAACUGACAAGUGGCUGUGAUCUGGCAGCUGUCAAACACCUGGACUGAACCCCUGUAGCUCCGAAGAUGAUGAUGCGAAAAAUUAGCCACCGGAGACAGGGGAGCAUUGACCUUUUGGAAACCAUCGGAGUUGUAAAUGAGAAUGGCGUUGAAAACCCAUCUAUGCCACCAGUGCAACCUCCUUUGACGUUCGACUAUGUUCUUGUGGCCAAAAGCUCAGAUGAUGAGGACAGCCACUUGAUCAGAAAACAGAAAGCUUUCAUUGAAAUUUUACGGAAUAAGAAAUUAAAUGUACAAAAAUUUAGAGAUGAAGAUAAGGUGUUUUAUUGCAUCAGAGCACCAGAAAAGAUUUUUGAGACAUACCGGUACCUCUUGAAAGUGUCUGACGCUUGUAACUGGAGUUGUGAGCAGCAGGGUUCCAUACCUCAAUCAACAAGGAUUCGUAUUGUUGAUUUCAUUCUGCAUCACACAUGCAUUAAUUCAGAGGGUGUUUCAGAAUAUCUGCCGGAUCUCAUGAAAAAAAAUGUUUUUGAGACUCACUUUUGUUUACAUGAGAAAAGGGAGCAGAAAGAACUGAAGCAGAGCUGGGCUCGAUGGUCUGCUUGUUUCAAGGGUCAACCCAUAACUAACGUCAGAAACUACCUUGGUGAGAAGGUGGCUCUGUAUUUCCUAUGGCUGGGUUGGUACACAUUUCUCUUGAUUCCUGCUUCAGUAAUUGGUCUCAUAGUGUUCCUGUACGGCCUGGCCUUCUACAACACAAGUCCUCUAAUAAAGGAGGUGUGCCAGUCGAAUGUAAUUAUGUGCCCGUUGUGCGAUAAUACGUGCAAAGUGUGGGAGCUUUCUGACACCUGCAUGUAUGCAAAGGUGAGCCUUCUGUUUGAUAAUGAGGGAACAGUGGCAUUCGCCAUGUUCAUGGCAGUGUGGGCCACUGUGUUUCUGGAGUUCUGGAAGCGCCACAGAUCGUCUUACGUGUCUGCAUGGAAGGUCUUUGACUGGAGUGAGGAAGAGGAGGAGUUAAUUAUGGAGAUUGUUAAUAAUCCACAGUGUGAACCCAAGAUGCACAGGCACUCUUAUCUGUGCUCCACUAUGGUACUGGUUUUAGUCACACUCAUGUUGCUGGUCAUCAUUGGUUUGACCCAUGUCCUGGUUGUGUGUCGAGUGAUCGCUACUGUGCUGCUGGCCGAAAACAGUACUUGGCCGGUCAUUACUGAGAAUUCGCAAACAGUUGGCGUGAUGCUUGGAGCCGUGCUUCACUACAUCACUAUCACCGUCAUGACUCGGGUCAAUUGUACAGUAGCCAUGAAGCUGAGUGAAAUAGAGAAUAAGCAUUCCCAUACUGCCACUGAAAGGAGUUUCACAGUCAAGAUGUUCAUAUUCCAGUUCUUUACAAUGUUCUCCUCUCUCAUAUACACAGCGUUCUUUCUGGGAAGGAUCAAUGGUCAUCCUGGAGGGUAUGUGAGGAUAUCUGGCAAAUGGAGGCUGGAGGAGUGUCACCCAAGUGGCUGCCUCACAGAUUUGUUCAUUCAGAUGUCUAUUAUCAUGGUACUUAAACAGACCUUCAACAAUAUCUUUGAAUAUGCUGGUCCCUGGUUUAGUCGGUGGUUGAAGAGAAAAAAGACACAGAAGUUUAGGAGAAGGUGUUUCAAAUGCUAUAAGAAGGAGUGUAUGAAUGCCAAGGAAGGAUCUGAACUCUGUGAGAACUGCAAACUUGAAGACCUCCACAGAAACUACAGCCUGAUUCAAACCGAUCGCUUCAGCCUCUUUAAUGAGUUCUUGGAAAUGGUGAUCCAGUUCAGUUUCACAACUAUAUUUGUAGCGGCAUUUCCUUUGGCUCCAUUAUUGGCUCUUCUAAACAACAUCAUUGAGAUCCGAUUGGAUGCCAUUAAGAUGGUCAGCCUUGAGCGCAGACUAGUGCCGACGAAGGCCAAUGAUAUUGGUGUUUGGACGGAUGUGCUUGAGGCGAUUGGUGUUCUUGCGGUCAUUGCUAAUGGACUUGUCAUCGGCAUAUCUUCUGAUUUCAUUCCACGUCUGGUUUACCAGUACUUAUAUGGGCCGUGUGCCAGUGGCAGUGCUACUGGCAUUAAUUGUAUGGUUGGAUACAUAAACAACACUCUAUCCAUUGCUAAUAUAAGUGACGAGAAAGUUAGGGGAGAUUUCAAAAGUGAUCAAAUGGUCACGUACAGUGGCAUAAAUGUGACACACUGCAGCUACAGAGACUACAGAAGUAAUGAAGACUUUAGUUUAACUAAUCAGUUUUGGGUCAUUCUGGCAGCACGAUUAGUCUUCAUCAUUUUGUUUGAGCAUGUAGUGGUGAUCUUUAAGUGUGUAGCAAGCUGGUUUGUCCCUAACUCACCCCUGGAUGUGAGAAAUGAAAGACUGUAUGAUAAACUCAGGAGGCUUAAGGAAGAACUGAGAGCUCGAAAACAGGACAAUUUUACUAAACUUCAUGAGAAUGGUAAUGCAAAAAGAUCCUCUAAACAGAAAAAAGCAAAUAAGCUAAAUAGUAUGUGAAACAAAUGAGGUAAAACAAGAUUCUAGAAGCCUCUGAAUUUUGACUGUUGGUAGUUACCUUAUUGAAAGGUUUUACAUUUUAAAGGGUGGUCACAUUUUUAAUUAUUACAAUUUGUGGAUUAAUGACUGCUUGAUAGAUCAGUUUUGUGUAACAUAUAUACAAAGAAACGCACGCACACACACACACACACACACACACACAUAUAUAUAUAUAUA
Messenger RNA from Labeo rohita (rohu), 2829 nucleotides. Its product is annotated as anoctamin-9. Gene Ontology annotation, molecular function: chloride channel activity; protein dimerization activity. Bases 169 to 2613 code for a protein of 814 amino acids. Lineage: Eukaryota; Metazoa; Chordata; Actinopteri; Cypriniformes; Cyprinidae. Gene Ontology annotation, cellular component: plasma membrane. The record is from RefSeq and is a predicted model, not a curated record. Gene Ontology annotation, biological process: chloride transmembrane transport. The transcript has 24 exons.